AUGGCUUUUCAGUAUAAAUAUGUCUGCAAUAUUGACAUUUUCUCUGGCGUCUUUGCGAAGCAAAGCAUCAUUGUUGCUGAGAUAGUGUCCUGCCCUUGUAUUCCUGGUACACAGAACUGGGGACAUUCCCUACCCAUGGCUGCCCAUUCUACACCUCCAUCGACUGAUGUCACCUUGAGAGAGGCUCUGCUUCUUGCACCUGAUGCUCCACAAAGCCCAGGUGUGGAUGAACAGCCCACUGGAGUAGACUGGCUCAGAGAAAUGGUGAAAACCAAGGGUCGUCGUCGCGGCACCGGUGGGAGCCAGGCACGGAGCUCGGAGUGUGCGGCAUUUCACCUCCUUUCCCCCGCCAGUGGGAACCCCGGAGCCGGGGCCCGCUCAGCGGGCAUCACCACGACCAAGGCCGGUAGCAAGGGCGGGAACCUCCGCAACAAGCUGGACGGUAACGAACUGGACCUGAGCCUCAGCGACCUGAAUGAAGUCCCGGUGAAGGAGCUGGCUGCCCUUCCUAAGGCCACCGUCCUGGAUCUGUCUUAUAAUAAACUGACUACUCUACCGUCGGCUUUCUGUGGCCUCACACACCUGGUGAAGCUAGACCUGAGUAAAAACAAGCUGCAGCAGCUGUCAGCAGACCUCGGCCGCCUGGUCAACCUCCAGCACCUGGAUCUCCUCAACAACAGGCUGGUCACCUUGCCUGUCAGCUUUGCUCGGCUCAAGAACCUGAAGUGGCUGGACCCGAAGGAUAACCCCCUGGAUCCUGUCCUGGCCAAGGGGGCAGGUGACUGCUUGGAUGAGAAGCAGUGUAAGCAGUGUGCAAACAAGUUGUUACCGCACAUGAAGGCUGUGCAGGCGGAUCGGGAGCGGGAGAGGCAGCGGUGGCUGGAAGGAGCACGUGAGGCAGAGAAGAAGCGCGAGGCCAAGCAGCGAGCUAAGGAAGCCCAGGAGCGGGAACUGCGGAAGCAGGAGAAGGCGGAAGAGAAGGAGCGCUGGUGAAAGGAGUACGACGCCCUCAAAGCAGCCAAGCGGGAGCAGAAGAAACCUAAGAAGGAAGCAAAUCAGGCCCCAAAAUAUAAGUCCGGCUCCCGUCCCCGCAAGCCACCACCCCGGAAACACACUCGUUCCUGGGCUGUGCUGAAGCUGCUGCUGCUGCUGUUGCUAUUUUGUGUGGCAGGAGGGCUGGUUGUUUGUCGGGUGACAGAGCUGCAACAGCAGCAGUUCCUCUGCACCAGUGUCAACACCAUCUAUGACAAUGCGGUCCAGCGUCUACGCCGCCAUGAGAUCCUCCAGUGGGUCCUCCAGACCGACUCGCAGCCGCGAGCUUGUCCCCUGCACCUGCUGCCGCCCAGCCUUGGAGCUUGGAUUCCUAUGGAAUUGGGUUCUGCUGGACACAACCUCUUUUAGCAUCAGACCUACCUGCCAUCAUCAAAUGGCUGCAGAUUGGUACAUGAGACCUCCUCUUCGUAGGACUUCAUUCCUUAGUCAGGGUUCCCUGGUGGAAUGAGGAGAAAGGGGAGGUGGUGGUGGGGCGGACAGUUACCUGCAUGCCUAAAGGAGUAGGCUUGGGGGUGGGGAGAGAGAAAACAUAGCCUUUUCUAGUUGUUGUACAAAGCUGUGUCAAGGCAAGGCUCGUUUCUACUAAAUGGUCAGCUGUCACUAC
Callithrix jacchus (white-tufted-ear marmoset) is the source of this 1657-nucleotide messenger RNA. The record is from RefSeq and is a predicted model, not a curated record. Lineage: Eukaryota; Metazoa; Chordata; Mammalia; Primates; Cebidae.